Strongyloides ratti is the source of this 204-nucleotide messenger RNA. RefSeq lists its product as hypothetical. The record is from RefSeq and is a predicted model, not a curated record. Lineage: Eukaryota; Metazoa; Nematoda; Chromadorea; Rhabditida; Strongyloididae. Bases 1 to 204 code for a protein of 67 amino acids. The transcript has a single exon.
AUGAAUUUUUUACAAUUAUCAGAUAAAAUUGUUGAUGAAAAAGCUGCCGUAAAAUUCUUCCAAAGUCAUGGAAUAAUUCCUGAAGAAAAAGAAUGCAGCAAGGGACAUCAAAUGAAAAUGCAGUUUGGGAAGCAGGUUCAUUGGAGAUGCUACAUUAAAAAAUGUAGAGAAGAAUCUGGAGUACGAAUUGGCACCUGGUUUUAA